Molecule: messenger RNA, 1983 nt
Organism: Lachancea meyersii CBS 8951
Lineage: Eukaryota; Fungi; Ascomycota; Saccharomycetes; Saccharomycetales; Saccharomycetaceae
Source: the annotation of a GenBank genome assembly
AUGCCACAACUGCUUUGUAUUCCAUUUAAGAGAAGUCUACCUGUGGAUCUGAAUGCCGAACUUUCCAAAGUCAUUGACCGCACUUUCUAUCAGGUAGCUUCGUUAUUUGAUGCUGAUCUAAAAACCAUUGACACACUCAGAAACUCUGCACUAGAAGCUGAGGUUUCGACUACUGGGCUGCAAACGCUCCAGGAAUACUACUUUCAGUUUAGUCGACUCAAACUGAAGUUUCCAGAUGAGCAAAUCACCUUCAAGUGGUUCGAAACUCUUGGACUUAAAUCCUACGGUCGAGAAGACACCAAGUUCGUUUUUGAAGAGCUAAACGUCGUUUACAACAUUGGAGCCCUGUACUCGCUUCUGGCUGCAGAUAUCAACAAUGGCUCUCCAGAAGGUCUUAAAGCAGCUUGCAGCUACUAUAGACUUGGUGCAGGCUGCUUUGAUUUUAUUUCCUCCCGGUUGGACCUCAUGAACGAUGCUGCCAUGGAGCCCAAAUCUAUCCGAAGCUUGAAGUUCCUGAUGCUGGCGCAAGCUCAAGAGAUUUUCUGGUUAAAGGCAGUCAGAGACGGCAUGAAGCAUAGCUUGAUAGCUCGGCUUGCUCUUCAAGUUGCCGAGUAUUACGACUCAUCUUUUAAAUAUGCUUCCACCAGUGAGCUCAUUAGGUCUGACUGGCAACAUCGAUUCGGUGUGAAAGCUAUCUACUUUCGAGCAGUCGCACUUUAUCGAUACAGUUUAACGUGUGACGACAACUCACUAUCUGGGCACAAAGUUAGGUCACUGAGAGACAGCUCUGCCCUUCUUAAACAGAUACACUCUGCGGACGAUACAGUGCACGCUUUGUCAGCAAAGGUAGAGGAAGCUCUCAAGGUUUCUGAACGGGAUAACGACUUGAUAUAUCUACAGAGUGUCCCUACGUCAAUUCCAAAUCUGAAAGCUGCUCCAAUGGUGAGCACACUAUAUUUUGAUGGUUUGCGAGAACCGUUAAGCCCUGAUCCUAGACAAGCUCACAGUGUUUUAUUCAGUGAUCUGUUACCAACAUUCGUAAUGGAAAGCUCCAAUGCUUUUAAUCGGCGCCAGGAACAGUAUAUUCAGCAGCAUGUUAUCGACCCUCUAAAAGCUCUCAAUAAGCUAGUUGAUGAAGAGCUACCGGCACACAAUGUAUCAAAAGAUCUCCGAUCUGUUCCAGAAGAAGAGUUAGAGUCGUGUCGCGGUUCACUAGAGGAAGCUGGCGCCAAUGCUCGACAGGUCGCUAGUGCCUUGCGACAAGUUUCUGAUAUUCUUCGUCGAGAGCAGGAGACUGACAAUUUAUUGAGAUUGAAGUAUGGUACGGCAAGAUGGACCAUAGAGCCUUCUGAGAAAGUCAAUGCCGAGUAUUUGUCCAGACAUUCCAAGUUAGAGUCCUACUUACAGACAGGGGAGGCGAUUGAUCGGGAAACGCUUCAACUGUUCGAAUCUAUCGAUAAGAGCCUUAUUACAAGUGACAUCAAGAUUCCCGAGUCCAAUAACCCUCUCGUCAAAGAGAUCUCGAGUGUGUUCAGCCGUCGCGAACAGAUAACUCUGCAAGCCAAAAAUAAGGCGACAACGACUGUACUUUUACCCAAAAUUGUCUCGCUGUACAAGCAGACCGGUCAAACAGAUUUUGAAGAUCUUUUUGCUGAGCAGCUUAAAGUCUAUGACGAAGACCUUCUUUCAAUCGAGAGGGAGAAAAAUGUUAAUAGAGUACUACUUGACAGGUUGAAAACGCAAGAUCGAGAAGGUGAAAGGCAAUAUGCUCAAGAUUUAUACGUUCAGGACUUCCAGUUUUCGCUUAAGCUACUCGAAGACGUCAAAGAAAACCUUAGCGGCGGAUCUAAGUUUUAUCGGGACCUUGUGUCCUCUGUAAGCUCGUUGUUGAGUGACGUACAAAUUUUUGAAGCGGCACGGACUGAAAAGAACAAGGAUGCUGAAAAGGAUAUUGCGCAAGGUUCCAACGACCAGCAUGGAUAA